Messenger RNA from Pieris napi, 2770 nucleotides. Its product is annotated as ankyrin repeat domain-containing protein 13D. Gene Ontology annotation, molecular function: protein binding. The record is from RefSeq and is a predicted model, not a curated record. Lineage: Eukaryota; Metazoa; Arthropoda; Insecta; Lepidoptera; Pieridae. Gene Ontology annotation, cellular component: cytoplasm. Bases 334 to 2151 code for a protein of 605 amino acids. The transcript is spliced from 7 exons.
AGUCGUACCAAUAUUUAAUAAAAUUUAUGAAAAUAAUGUCUACACUCUACAUUAAUAUAAAGUUCAUUGGAUAUUGCUAUUUUUUAUGUAUUGAUAUCAAGCUCUCUUAUAAUUAAAUGACAAUAACAGGUGUUAAGGUGUGACGGAAAAUCAUUCAUUCAUCAGUCUAUGAAAUAGUCGGUGCCCCAUCUAUUUAAAUUGGUUUUAUUGCGUUAAUUGUUUUUCAAACUAUUUCUAUUAUGACAUCUAGACUCUAGAGUGGAUUAACGGCAAACUCAUGUAACUAGUGUAUGUUUUAAAGUUGAGUCUAAGGGGUAGCAGGCUGUGGUGAAGAUGCCGAUGAGCGCAGAUGAGGUUUCGGAAACGUUCCCUAUACAUUGGCUUGUGUGGAACAAUAAUUACGAAGAGCUACGUGUUGCUUUAAACAAUAAAAAGUGGAGCUCCGAGGAACUAGAGACUCGUGACCCACGUGGACGAACACCGCUUCUAUUGGCUGUGACUUUGGGUUAUAAUGAAUGUGUGCGUGCACUACUUGAUGCUGGUGUUAAUGUGUGUUGUGAGCGGGAUGGAUGGACAGCAGUGCAAGAAGCAACUGCGAGAGGUCAUUGUGGAUUAUUAGCAGCAGUCCUUGCCAGGAGAGACCAUGCUAGACAUGCUGCCCGUGUUGCUGCAUUACCAGCACUGUUGAGACGACUUAGCCUGGCACCAGACUUCUAUGUUGAGAUGAAGUGGGAAUUUACUUCGUGGAUUCCACUGGUCUCCCGGAUCUGUCCAUUUGACACAUAUCGUGUAUACAAACGAGGGGCAAACGUGCGAGUCGACACAACGCUACUCGGUUUCCAUGACAACCAGUGGGAGCGCGGCGACCGGACUUACAUCUUCUCAGGACAGGGUGACUCAGCAAAAUUACUAGAGCUGGACCACAUAGCCGGAACCGUAUGGACUGAAAGGGUAGAAGGAAGCGUCUCUGCCGAUGAAUGGCCACUCCCACAAGCUUCCCAUCUGAGUCAUCGUCUGCGCACACCUGUCCACAUAAACUACCUCGAUACAGAUAAGAUCUGCUUUGAGCGCAGCAAAAGUGGGAUCUGGGGCUGGCGUCAGGACAAAAUGGAAAAUGUCAACGGGUAUGAGUGCAAGGUAUUUAGCGCGAAUAAUGUGGAGAUUGUCUCGAAGACACGGUGGGAACACGUGCCCCGUUCUGAGAGGAGGACUGUGCGUGCACCGCCGUUAGCAGGGCUCCUUGCCGCCGCCGAUGAUGAUGGGGCCCCUCCGCCGCCGCCACCAGAUAGAGAAGAUGUCGCAGAUAUGCCCGACUUAAAUCCAUCUUGGGAGCAAUACUUCGAUGAGAGUGUGGAGGAAUGUGAAAUUGGUCGGCCGCGAGAAAUCACUUCAAAAGUGAAAAAGUUCCGAGCUACGUUAUGGCUUUGCGAAGACUACCCCUUAGAGUUGCAGGAACAAAUAAUGCCGAUCCUUGACCUCAUGGCAUCGAUAUCUUCCCCGCACUUCGUGAAGCUAAAAGACUUCAUACAGUUACAACUUCCAUCGGGCUUUCCGGUUAAAAUCGAAAUACCAAUCUUCCACGUGAUCAAUGCAAGAAUUAGUUUUGGAAAUAUAUUUGCACGCGACACGAGCGUGCGAUACGUUGAGUGCGUGCCCGAAGGGGAUAGGUUGACAUGUCUCAUAGAUGACACUUGCUUCGCCAUAGGAAGAGGCUACCGGGAAGCUGGGCCCGUAUCAGAGGACAGGAUCGCCAGCAUCGCUGAUGAUGACGAGGAAUUGCUGAAUUACGCCAUACAGCAAAGUCUAAUGGAAGCAGGAACGCAAAGAGACCAGGUAGAUGUGUGGGAAGCCCUCCGAGGAGCUCGCCCUGCCACGCCCACUCCACCUGCCCUCGUUUCCACAGUCAAUGUGGAUGAAGACCUGGAGCAGACUAUGCUGCAAAGAGCUAUUGCGGAGUCGUUGCGGAGCGCAGCGGGGGCAGAUGAGGAGCAAAAAGAGGAGAGUCCGGAAGAGGAAACUGUGGAAGGGGAUGACGAGCUUAAAGCGGCUCUAGCGCUGUCAGCAGCGGAACAUGAAGCGCGACGAGCGCAAAUAAGGGACGAACAGAAGGCUUUAGACGAAGUGUUACGAUUAUCGAUGAACGAUAAAUAGCGCCGGAAAUUCAAGCUGUCGCGGCGGUAAAGAACAUCGUCUGAAGCUAUGAAUCAAACGGUCAGUAUUCCAAUAAAUAUCUCAUUUUGAGUAUUUGACUUACAUAUUUUACAAUUAUUUUUUACUACAUUUUGACAGAGAUAGUUUCACGUGAAGCGGAUUUUUUUUAUUUUGCUCAUAAUAAUGUUUCAUAGUCCUAAUAUAUCAACGUAAUUAGAACAUUGGUCGAAACUAACUUACUAUCUUUGAUUUAUCAAUGUGCGGAACUGUGCCUGUGACGUCAUUGGACCGUUACCAUUAGUUAGCAAAAGCUACUAAAUACUAUGUUUUUAGUAUACUAUAAACUAAUUAACAACCGGCUCACCAGACUCAAUUCGAAGGUUUUGGAUUGUUUAAGAACAGUAUUAUCGUACUUAAGCUAGCCUAGUCUGGCCAAAAAUCAGGAGAUGGCAACACUAAUGAAGUGAUUCCCGUAAUAUAGAUAUUUUUUGUGGCGAGACUAGCAAAGUUUUCAAAAUUCCGCUAGAUCUGUUGCAAAGUUGUGAAGUUUCGACCAUUAACUAAUAGAGGCAUUAACAAAUACGUCCCCGGAAUAAAUAAUAAGUUAGAAAAAAAAAAU